Molecule: messenger RNA, 1994 nt
Organism: Lolium perenne
Lineage: Eukaryota; Viridiplantae; Streptophyta; Magnoliopsida; Poales; Poaceae
Source: RefSeq, a predicted model, not a curated record
AUAUUUUCUUAUUUGGAUUUGUUCUAGGCUUUGACCUUUCUUUGAGAAUAAAAGGGUCAAGAAAAAUGUGCAGCCACCUACCAAAUUACCCUGCUAUAGUAUAUAAAUCUCUGCUCCGACUGAGGAAGCAUCCGAACAAACAGAGGCCACAAUGCCGUCGCCGUCGUCCAUGGUGCGAGUGCUGUCGUCGCGCACGGUGAGGCCGCCGUCGCCGCGGCCGCGCGAGCGUAUCCCGUUCACCUCCUGGGAUGCCGCCUUUCUCUCCGCCAACUACAUCCAGAAGGGCCUCCUCUUCCACAAACCCAAAGAUCAGGCGGCGCUCUCCACCACCGCCCACGUCGUCGACCACCUCGCCGCCGCCCUCGCCGACACGCUCGCCGUCUACUACCCCGUCGCCGGCCGGUUUGCCACCGAACAACACAAGGACGACACCGGCAACGUCUUGGGAUGCUCUGUGCACAUCGACUGCGACGGGCAGGGGGUGGAGGUGCUCCACGCCGUGGCCGACGGCGUCUCAGUCGCCGACGUGGUCCCGCCCGACGCCGACGUGCCGCGCGACCUGGUCGGGUCCUUCUUCCCGCUCGACGACGCUGUCAACUACGACGCCGUCGACCACCCACUCUUCGUCGUCCAGGUCACGGACCUCGCCGACGGCGUCUUCGUGGGGUUCGCCUACAACCACGCCCUCUCGGACGGCACCGCCUUCUGGGACUUGGUCAACGUCUGGGCCGCCACCGCGCGCGCCAGGCUCGGACUCGCCCCGCCGCCAUCGGUGACGCCUCCGGUGUUCAAGCGCUGGUCAGCCGACGGAGGAGCCGCUGCCCCGGUGGUGCUGCCGUGCACCGACGUGUCGGAGCUCAUCGAUCGGAUUUCCCCGCCGCCGCUGCGCGAGCGGAUGCUGCACUUCUCGGCCGAGUCGCUGGUGGCGCUCAAGGAGCGGGCGCGCCAUGACCUCUUGGCCGCCGGGGACUCCGUCAGCGCCGCCGCGCUCACGCGCUUCCAGGCGCUGUCGUCGCUCCUCUGGCGCUGCAUCACCCGCGCCCGGAGGUUGUCCCCGGAGCAGGAGACCACGUGCCGCGUCGCCAUCAACAACCGCGCGCGGCUCCGGCCCCCACUCCCGCAGGAGUACUUCGGCACCACCAUCUACGCCAUCGGCACGGAGCCUGUGCGCGCGCCGGAGCUGCUUGAGCGAGGGCACGGGUGGGCGGCGGCGGCCGUGGGGCGGGCGGUGGCUGCGCACACGGACGAGUCCAUCCGGGCGCGGGUGGCGGCGUGGACUGCGAAGCCGAUGGUGUACACGGCGCGGUUCUUCGACCAGACGGCGACCAUGGUGGGAAGCUCGCCGUGUUUCGACAUGUACGGGUGCGACUUCGGAUGGGGCAGGCCAGUGGCGGCGCGGAGCGGGAAGGGGAAUAAGUCCGAUGGGAAGACGUCGCUGUACCCCGGGCGGGAGGGCGGGGGCAGCAUGGACGCGGAGCUUACGCUAAAGCCGGAGCACAUGGCAGCGCUGGAGGAGGACGAGGAGUUCUGGGCCGCCGUGACGCCGGCCGCGCCGGUGCGGUGACCAAGGGGAAAGCUUGAAUUUUCUUGACUUACUAAAUACUAAUAAUAUGCUUUAAUAAAAGAUCAUGUGUUUGCAAAUAUAGUUUUGCAACUCAAUUUCAAGCAGACCUUGCAAUGCAGCUGAUUUUGAAAUAAACACAGUAGCACCAUCAUCAACUAGCAUAGAUGCCUCCCCUCGCACCACCUCCGCCAUCCUUGAAGUACCCCCCACCCCCCGGCGACACCUCCUUCUAGUGAUACCUCACCUCGAUAUGUGCCCUCGUCUCUCUUCGCUAUCACGAUUAUGGGAGUAUGGGACGAUCCAAUGUUGAUGUCAAUGUGUAACAUCCCAAAAAUUCAAAACAAAACAAAUGAAUUCCCCUAGUUCCAAAUUUUGGAACCAACAAAAACUUUUAUUUAAAUUAAGUUUGAUACAUAGUAAUCUUGCUUAA